AUGACAACUGGUCACGCUCAUCGUCGUCAACCCUCACGAGCGUUACUUCCUGAUGUCGAACAUAGCGAAGACCUGUUCAAUUACACUCGAGGUCGUUUCGUCUGCAACGAGCGAUAUGAACUGUCGCAGCGCCGUGUACGCUUCAAUGUCAAUGAGCUUGCUCGUUGUGCAGCCGAGGCUGUUGGGGCGAGAACAUGCGUCAGGAUCUCCAAAUAUCCUGAUGGUAUGUACAACAAGAGCAUGCUGCUUACCAUGGACAACGGCUCUCGCGUUGUAGCCAAAGUUCCGAACCCAAAUGCUGGUUUACCUCAUUUCACCACAGCCAGCGAAGUUGCGACAAUGGAUUUCGCACGAAACGUUCUUGGCACCCCUGUCCCUAAAGUUCUAGCUUGGUGUUCUCAUGCGCACGAGAGCCCAGUUGGCGCUGAAUACAUCAUCAUGGAACGGGUGCCGGGUAUCGAAUUAGAACAUGUCUGGCCAAAGAUGAACAUCAAAGACAGGUUCGCUGUGGUGAAGGCGAUCGCUGGUUUUCAGAAAUCCUGGACGUCAGUUUCCUUUGCCAAGUAUGGAAGCCUUUAUUUCUCGAAAGACCUCGACGACACGCCCGAUGCUCAGCCACUAUACGUCGAUGCAAAGGGCAAUCAUAUCAAAAACACGUGCUAUGCUGUUGGCCUGUCAACAGGACGCGAAAAUUUCGACAAUGGGAGAGCAACAGUCAACUUUGACAGAGGGCCAUGGAGCUCUCUAGAAGCAUAUCAUACCGCAAUCGGUCACCGCGAGAUAUCGUGUGUUAGCCAACUUCCUAAGUUACCCAAGUCUCCAAUUACCUUGUGCGGCCCAGGAACAUAUCAACCGACGAGAGCAAAGAAAUUGAAGGCUCUGCGCCACUAUCUCGACAUAAUCAAGGUCCUUCUCCCAAAAGAUGAGGAAAUAUCAUCAGCGCAUCUCUGGCAUGAUGAUUUACAUCUUGGUAACAUCUUUGUCGACAUCUCCGAGCCUACCAAAGUUGUGGGUCUUAUAGACUGGCAGUCAACGGAAUUAUCUCCGCUAUAUUUCCAUGCCCGCCAACCUCACAUCAUUGACUACGUUGGCUCACCCAUCAAUGGUUUGGCAAGACCUCAACCAAGAAAGGACCUGGAUAGACUUGAACCUUCUGCAAGGCAGCAAGCUGAGGCCUUAUAUCUACACCAAUCCCUGUGUUCAUUGUACAACACCCUGACACAUCACCAAAACCCACGACUCUAUGCUGCACUCCAGUUUCAGCAUACGCAGAAGUAUCUACUUCUACUUCUAGCACGCAACAUUCUCAUCGAUGGUGAGGUGACCUAUCUCUCACAAUUAGCUGAGUUGGAAUCAACGUGGACAGAUUUCUCAGCAGACACACGUUCGACCAGUCCUUUCACCUUCUCAAACAAAGACCGGAGCGACCUUGAAGCUGAUAUGCAAGGCGUGACACGAGGCAUGGAAGCAAUGCGUUCAAUACGAGACAGCUUGGGAGAACUAUUCCCUGAGCAGGGCAUUGUGAGGCCUGAUCAGUACGAUGAGGCUCUGGAUGCAUUGACGCAGAUGAGGGAACAGAUCAUUAGUACCUUCGCCUCCAAUCCAAAGGAAAAGGAGGUGUGGGAGAAAGAGUGGCCGUUUGAAACUUGAUCCGAAGUAUCUUCUCCCAUGUUUGGAUAAGUUACACAACUCAAUUGUUACGCCUGUUUCAAG
Molecule: messenger RNA, 1713 nt
Organism: Trematosphaeria pertusa
Lineage: Eukaryota; Fungi; Ascomycota; Dothideomycetes; Pleosporales; Trematosphaeriaceae
Product: APH-domain-containing protein
Exons: 4
Coding region: 1-1650 (549 amino acids)
Cellular component (GO): mitochondrion
Source: RefSeq, a predicted model, not a curated record